AUGGCGAUGAUACAAGGUCGAUUGCUUCAUUCGCACGAGCAGUCUUUUUUAGAUAAUGCCGGCACCCUUGGCGCGGGUGUCGGCUUGGCGGGCGCGGCGGCUUAUGCCGCGUCCCGCCGGAAUGCCGCCGGUGCUUUCUCUUCGGAGGACGUUGAACCCAAAGACCGACCGACCGGGUCUGCAUCUAGAGAUGUUGACUAUGUGGAUCCCGAGAUUGUUCACCGGACCAUCAAGCCUGCCAUCGAUCCCCAGUACGGCGAUCUGCUACCUCUGCCGCCGAGCGAGCCCGGCUCGCCCAGGAAGGAUGAGUCAGAUGAGGAGCUCCCUGCGCUGCCAGACAGCCGACCGGAGACGCCUCCCGAGGAGCGCAACAAGUUGCGUCAAAAGCCGUCGCACACCCGCAGGAGAAGCGCCGUGGACACGCCCAGCAAGAGCCCCAGCCGCACCGCCAUUCCUAUUCAGCUGCGACUGGGCCAGCGGUCCAAUCCGUCUUCUCCGGCAUACCACAAGUCAUCGCCCGUGGCCUCUCCUAUUGCGGCGCCCGUGCCUGAGCCUACUACACCCAGGAGGCCGACUUCGUGGGACAACAGCCGUGAGAUUAAGCCUCUCUAUCUUCUUGAGCAUGCGCGCCAGGGCCAGAUGGACCCGGAGAUUGACCUACCCGAGCUGCCGCCCAGCGAGGCAUCGUCGCGCGAAUCACCCUCGCCGUUCGCUCAAACCGAUGACGAUCUCGCCGCAUGGGACGUGUUGUAUCCCGAGGAGCAUGGCCUGCGACUUGACACUGAUAUCCCUGAAGCUUUGCCCAAGGACCGCGCAGGAUCCCAGGAAUCAACCCCCAAAGCUACAAGGCGCGAGCUCGAUGCCGACGCCAUCUAUCCUCUGGCCCUCGAUGACGCGCCCCUCCCUUCUUCGCAAGCAAAAUCUCUUGACUCGAUGGUCUCUCAGGAUGAUCUCAUCGACCUCCCUCCUCUACCCAGCAACCCUAGUGGUCCAGAUUCUGAACAGGAACCCGGCCCUGUCGAGCCAAUGUCGAAAGACCGGAGCUCGUAUCUCCUUCACUCGACGCCCCCGUCUCUCCGCGACAUUGCUGAGCGGGACUGGUCGAGGACAUCUCCUGACCAGUCACCGAGCCGAGAUGCCGCGGUGGACGUUCAGGACGGCGAGAAGAAGAGGAGUUCUGGUCUCUGGAGCGCGGCUGCUGGCGUUGCCGCCGGCGGACUUGCCGCGCUGGGGCUCUUCGGUUCUUCUGACAAGAAGGGCGAAACCCCUGCGACAGAGGACGACAGGAAGGACGAGACGGCCGAAGGCCAGGACGAGUGGGCCUCGACUCCGUCAAAGAAGAAGAAGGGCAAGAAGGGCAAGAAAGCAAAGGAGGAGGUCGCUGAAGAUGUGUUCACGCCUGUGCCUGAGGACCUUCCCACUCCAGUCCCGGAGGUCCUUUCUGCUCCUGUUCCUGAGCCGGACAUCGUCCCCGCGCAAUCUGCCGAUGACGUCGGUGAGACUAAAGCCUCGAAGAAAUCGAAGAAGAAGGGCAAGAAGAAUGCAUCCGCGGAACCCGAACCCGAAAGCGCGGCUCCUUUGGAGACCGUAGAGGAGACCCCCCGUGCUGUUCCGGAAGAGCUGCCCAAUUCUGAACCUCCUGUGGAAGACGUGGUUGCGAUCGACGUGUCGGACGCAAUUGCUGAGGCUGCCGCUCCGGCCGCGGAAAAUGUCCUCGACGAGCCCAAAUCUGCCAAGAAGAAGAAGAAGAAGGGCAAGAAGUCGCAAGCGCUGGACUCUGAGCUCCAAGCACCGACAGAAGUCGUGGAUGAGAGCUCGAGAACCAUCUUGGACUUGGACGACGCCCCUGCAGCAGAGAUCCCCGCCGCUGAGACGAUUCCUGCUGAACCUCCUCUUGGAAACGCUGCCGUUGCCGAAGUUGUGCCGGAAGCCGCCAUCACUGAAGCCAAUAUUCCAGUUGGCGAGGAACUUGUCGAAGAGCCAAAAUCUCCAAGAAGAGCAAGAAAAAGUCGAAGAAGGCGCAGACACUAG
Molecule: messenger RNA, 2031 nt
Organism: Verticillium alfalfae VaMs.102
Lineage: Eukaryota; Fungi; Ascomycota; Sordariomycetes; Glomerellales; Plectosphaerellaceae
Exons: 2
Coding region: 1-2031 (676 amino acids)
Source: RefSeq, a predicted model, not a curated record